GCAUCCCUCUCUCACACAGUACCAGCUUAUUUGCCCCCUCGCUCCAAGUCUUUUCUCUCCGUCAACUUCUCAUCUCUGCACGGACUCACGGACCGAUUUUCACUCUCCAAAACCCUAACUUUCUUCUCUCCCAAUUGGCGCUUUCUGAAACCCUAGCAACAAUGCCGGUGAAGCGCUCUCUAAUCGGCAGGUCUUCGAGCUUCGGAGAUUCUGGUGUCCUAUCUCCGCCGAUUGAAUCGGCCGACGGAUGGCUGGAGAGGCGCUCAGCUCCGCCCUCCGCCGCCGCCGCUGCGAAGCCUCCGAGUUAUUCUUCUAAGGCUAUGAGACCGUCAGUCGCAGAGAAGUCGCUGGUGUCGCCACCGAGGAUUCUGACCCUGUCAUCUCCAGUUCAGGAGGAGAGUAUUGAUGGUAGUGAUGAUCAGCCGAUCGGAGAGUUUCUCGACAAAUGUUACUAUUGCAAGAAGAAGAUCGGUGAAAAUGCUGAAGUCUUCAUGUAUAGCUACUUGCGUGCAUUUUGCACUGCUGAAUGCCGUGAUAGGCAGAUUGCCAUGGACAAUGGGAUGGAGAACGCAUCUGUCAAAUCUGAAGGGAUGCAAAUUAGUCCCACGUGAUGAAGAUGUGAAGGACCAGCUUGGUUUUUAACUGGAAAAGCACAAAACUCUUUUGGUCAUACAUAGCUAAGUUCUGUACUAACUGUAGUAAUGCAUAGCUGUCAGGUUUUUUGAGAUUGGCUUGCACUUUUGCACAAAUAGGUGUUAGGUGUCGCUUACUAUUUGUUUUCAGGGUUGAUCUUAGUUGGUAUGUACAUAGCACUAGUUUGUUUUGAGAGGAAAGCACUAUGUUUUGAAAUUCAAAUUCUUCAACUUUAAUUCAGCUUGAUAUAAUAUUGUGCUUGGGAUA
Camellia sinensis is the source of this 900-nucleotide messenger RNA. RefSeq lists its product as uncharacterized. Lineage: Eukaryota; Viridiplantae; Streptophyta; Magnoliopsida; Ericales; Theaceae. The record is from RefSeq and is a predicted model, not a curated record.